UAAGCCCCGCCUUCGACACCGCCCCUCUCGUCUCUAUUGGCUGAAAGUGUGACUCACAACCCAGAUGAACACACGAGCUCAUGAGCGUUCCAAACUUUGAGAUAUUGAUGUGUAAUUCAUAAAGUUUCGAUCAGAAUGGACGGGCUGUUUCGAUGGACGUGUCCUCUGCUGUUCUUCUGCGGCUGUUUGCCGUGCCCCGUUUUUGCUCGUCCACCCGACUCGCCCCCUCUCCUCACCCACCUUCCCUUUUCCGCCGUAUGGAACGCACCUACCGAACGCUGUGCGUCUCAAUUCGGGGUCGACCUGGACUUGAGCGUCUUUGACAUCGUCCACAACCAGGACGAGGUGUUCAUGGGCGACAACGUCACCAUUUUCUACGCCAAUAAGUUGGGACGGUAUCCAUACUACGAUCCUCUCGAUGAGCCGGUGUACGGAGGAGUUCCUCAGAACGCCAGCCUCAGCGAGCAUCUCCGAAAGGCCGCAGACGAUAUGCGGACGGACAUCCCCGAUCCUGGCUUUUACGGGCUGGCCAUCAUCGACUGGGAAAAGUGGAGGCCGCUUUGGGAGCGGAAUUGGGAGUCUAAGCAAGUGUACUGGCUGGGGUCCAAAGCUUUAGUGAAGGCCAAACAUCCUCACUGGACUCCGGAUCAAAUAGAAACUCAAGCCGUGAAAGAGUUCGAAGGGGCUUCACGGAAUUUUAUGGAGGAGACGUUGAAACUGGGCCUCGGGGGGCGUCCUGGAGGAUUGUGGGGCUUUUACGGUUUCCCCUGCUGUUAUAAUUAUCAGUACAAGAAGAACGAAACGUACACGGGCGAGUGUCCACCUCUGGAGAUGGAGAGGAAUGAUAAACUGACAUGGCUGUGGAACGUCAGCACGGCUCUCUACCCGAACGUGUAUCUGGAUCUGCUGCUGCGGGGUCGUGAUCGUGAUGUCAUGCUGUACAGCCGCUAUCGCAUCCUGGAGGCCAUGAGGGUGAGACGGCCAACCGGCACCCGCAGCCUGCCGGCUGUCUUCCCUUACGCCAGGAUCGUCUACACAUACUCCAUGGAGUUUAUCUCACAGGUGGAUUUGGUUCACACUAUCGGUGAGAGUGUCGCUCUGGGAGCUGCAGGCGUUGUCCUCUGGGGAGAUGAUAACUACUCCAGAACAAAGGACACCUGUGAAGCGGUUCAGAGUUACCUGAACGACACGCUCGGCCGUUACAUCGUGAACGUGACGCAGGCGGCAUUUCUCUGCAGCCGGAUGCUGUGUUCAUCUCAGGGCCGAUGUGUUCGGAGGGACCCGAGCGCUGACGUCUACCUGCACCUCGACCCGUCCGUAUGGUCCAUCAUUCACAGAUCUCAGCUGUCAGGACCCGUCACCGUCGGUCCGUCUUUUGUAGCUUACAGGAGGAGGAGGACGGUCCAGAGAGAAACCAGUUUCUCCACGGCAGAGUUUAAAUGUCAGUGUUUUCCAGGCUGGGAAGGCGAGCGAUGCCAGAAACCAGCCUCUUCUACAUUAGACAGCUGAUCUCAGGACAGCAUCACGGGUUCAGCCUCACAGGGGAUGAAAGUGAACAAGCGCUGGUCACGUUGGACAAUGAGAAAUCAGCAAGAGAAGUAGUUCUGCAUUUAAAUAUUGAAUAGACCAAACUAUAAAUAUAUAUAUGAAGAGUUUGGUUCCAAAAUGAGAUAACUCGAGUUCAAAAAUCAUGUUUUUUUGUAUUGUGCAUUCCAGUUAAUAUCAAUCAAACUGCAGUUGGUUUGAUUUGAUUUAAGGCAUAAUAACAAAACAAAAACAUGUGUCUAACUAACACUAUAAAAACAUGAUAACAUAAUAAAAAAUAUGAUUUUUGAAAAAAAAAUGUAAAACAGAGUUAUCUCAUUUUGGAACCAAAGUCUUCAUAUAUGUAGCCUAAACAUUUCAAUCUGCUUCAAAUGUACAUUAUAAACAUUAAAAUGUCAUUCUGAUUGACCUCAGACACAUUGAUGAAGGUGUUUUUGCAAAGAUGUUUUCAGUCUGAUGAAUGAUUUCAUGUAAAUGUGGUUAUUGACUCUUCUUGUGUUUGAGGGCAAAGCUAAAUGAUAUGCGUCUGUGAGCUGGUGAUUUUACAAAAAGGGACACGCGUCACAACUUUCAGUUCUGGGGUGAAUAAUGUGCUGGAAAUCAAUUCUAGAAGAAUUUAAAUAAAACGUUUG
Molecule: messenger RNA, 2177 nt
Organism: Triplophysa rosa
Lineage: Eukaryota; Metazoa; Chordata; Actinopteri; Cypriniformes; Nemacheilidae
Gene: hyal1
Product: hyaluronidase 1
Exons: 4
Coding region: 136-1509 (457 amino acids)
Biological process (GO): hyaluronan catabolic process; carbohydrate metabolic process
Molecular function (GO): hyalurononglucosaminidase activity
Source: RefSeq, a predicted model, not a curated record